Nylanderia fulva is the source of this 1248-nucleotide messenger RNA. The record is from RefSeq and is a predicted model, not a curated record. Lineage: Eukaryota; Metazoa; Arthropoda; Insecta; Hymenoptera; Formicidae.
AUGUCAGAGGAACACGAAACUCCCCAGCAAUCGAUAGCAAAUAAAUUGUGGCUGUUUAGCAACUUAGCCGAGCGGGCAAUAAAGGCAUUGCCACUGUCCUUAGAAACCCUCGAAAAGGAGAUAAAAUAUCAACAAUCGACUCAUGCUUGUCAAGCAUUAGUGAAAGUGAAAAUGGAAAGUAAAGUGACGAAGAAACAGAGUAGUAUAGUGGCAGAUAAUACACUAUUAAGAAUACGAAGACGAUUAUGAGAUGCUUCAGAUCCAUUUAAUAUUCCAGAAAAUGAAUUCCGCAGUCUUUACAGAUUAUCCAGAGAAGCUGUACGAGUGCUGAUUGAAGAUUUGCGACCUUUAUUACCAAACACGAGAAGACGUCAUGCAGUUCCUAUUGAAUUACAGAUUCUAAUUGCGUUAAAUUUUAUAGCUUCUGGUUCAUAUCAAAAAAGAGUUGGACAGGAUUAUUUAUCAUGUGUAAGCCAACCAACAGUUAGCAAAAUUCUACCCAAUGUUGUCAAUGCGUUGAAUAUUUUAAUGCAACAGUGGAUUCAAUUUCCAAUCGAAGAGGGAGAAAUUCAGCAUGCAAAAGAAAGGUUCUGGGCACGUACACAGUUCCCUGGCGUUAUUGGAGCAAUAGACGGAACCCAUAUAGCAAUUGUUCCACCAAAAGCAGAAAGACAACAUCUCUAUAUUAAUAGAAAAUUAUAUCAUUCAUUAAAUGUUCUUAUUGUAUCGGAUUAUGAAGGUAAAAUUUUGACCGUAAAUGCUGCACAUGGUGGAAGAACACAUGAUGCCAGAGUGUGGAGGGCAUCUCUUCUAUCGAAUCAUUUGCAGGAAAUGUAUACUAAAGGACGAAGAGAUGCUUGGCUUUUAGGUGAUAGUGCUUAUCCACUGCUGCCAUAUUUGAUGACAUCUAAGCUGAAUGUACCUGAAGGUACACCAGCAGCAAGAUACACACAGCAUCAUGUUCGAGCUCGAUCUUGUGUGGAACGAUGCAUAGGAGUACUAAAGGGAAGGUGGCGAUGCCUAAGAAAAGAGAGAGCUCUACAUUAUGAACCAGAAGUUGCAGCUCGAAUAGUUAAUGCUGCCUGCGUCUUACAUAACAUUGCUAUUCGUUGGAGACUUCCAGAACCGGAGCUAUAUUAUGAUGUAAUAGAUUUAGAAGUUCCAAGAUAUCAAGAGAUAGCAAUGGAAAAUGGGAAUGAAGUUCGGCAAAGAAUCAUAAAUACAUAUUUCCAAAAUAGGCACUUAUAA